Chlorella variabilis is the source of this 441-nucleotide messenger RNA. RefSeq lists its product as hypothetical. The record is from RefSeq and is a predicted model, not a curated record. The transcript is spliced from 4 exons. Bases 1 to 441 code for a protein of 146 amino acids. Gene Ontology annotation, molecular function: 2 iron, 2 sulfur cluster binding. NCBI's taxonomy places the organism in Eukaryota, Viridiplantae, Chlorophyta, Trebouxiophyceae, Chlorellales, Chlorellaceae.
AUGGGGCGCGGCUUGUCGGCGGGCCCUUCGCCGCUGGAGCGGCGGGGCGGGGCGGCGGCGGCGGCGCGCCGCGAGGGCGAGCGGCCGCGCGAGGGCGAGCGGGAGCCGCUGGAGCGGGAGGUGCCGCUGCUGGAGCUCGUGCCCGAGGAGCUGGAGGAGCCGCUGGAGCUUGAGCUGCCGCUGGCUGAGGAGGAGCCCGAAGACCGCGAGGCCGGCAUGGUGGUGGCCAAGGACGCAGGCGCCGACAUCACGCUCGGCUGCUCCCAGGGCUCGUGCGGGGUGUGCGAGGUGGAAGUGUACAAGUACAGCGGCGGCGGCGGGGAGCCGUCGGUGGGUGUGGUGCGGGCGUGCAUCGCGGGCGUGCCGCCGGGCUACCAGCGGCUGGAGGUGAAGGAGGUGCCACAGGACGACAUAUGGGGCGUGGAUGGCUUUGACACGUAG